UUUCGCAACGGAGUUUUUCGCUUGUUUUUCGGAGGUUUUUUGUGAUCAAGAAGUGCGCGUUAGUAUAGCUCUAUCUGAAAUCCCGCAAAACUGGAGAAGUGGAAGAGAACGCGAAACUCCACCAAGAAGAUGGACGAGCGAGGGGGUGGUGGGGGCGGGGGAGGCACCUCAACGGGCAACAACAAAUCAGCUGCUGCAAAUAACGCCGCCACUGGGAGUACCACUGCUUCUUCUUCUUCCACGGCGCCUGUUGAUAAGCCAUCAGUUUUUGAAGGGGUGCUUCACAACAUCUUCGAUGGGCUGACGGACAAGGAGGAGCAGGUGCGGGUCGCCAUGCAGCAGGCGAUCGUAAAGAUCCUGGAGACGCAUCCGGAGCGGGCAGCGGAGAUCCUCAGCGAGCACCAUUCGCAGCACUCCAAGAUGGGCGAGCACCGGUCACAGCAGGCAAAGAUGAGCGACCAAACGGUGGCCAUGUUGCUGGACUGUAUUCGUCGCGUGGUGGGUACGGAAACUCCCCUGCCGCCGGCUGCCAAUCAAAAACUGAUUGCUCUGGCACUGCAGGAGCUCACCAGGAACUCGGAGCACGUUCCCCUGAUACAGAAUCCCGCCCAGCGCAUUCUGGUGGCCAUCGGGCGGAGCAGUCCGGAGAGCUGUGAACAGGUGAUGGAGGCCCUCCAGGAAAAGAGCACGAGUUCCGAGGGUGUGGCCCACUUUAUGCUGAUGCAGUGCCUCGGAUUGCUGGCCACCGAGAAUCCGGCUGGUGUGGUGCCCCACAUAAAGACCAUAUUGGCCAGAAGUCAGCCGCAUCUGGUCGGGAUACGGCAGGAUCACAUUAAGCAGGCACAUGCCUAUGCCAUCGGUAGAUUCAGCGAAGCGCUUUUGGAGGAGGGCGGCAAGGGCGAGGAGGACAACUGCUCCACGGAGAUCAGUGUGGCCUACGACGUGCUCUUCAACCACUGGCUGCACUCGCGGGAGCCCAAGGUUUGCGUGGAAAUACUUCAAGCUCUAUCCAGCAUGUAUCCCCUGCUACCCAAGGAUCGGAUUCAGGAUCAGGCCGCCAGACUGGUGCCCCAAAUCCUCGCCCUCUAUCGACGUAGUGUGGACCGGAAUGCGGUCACCCAGUUCCUGUGCUCUGUGCUGAAAACAAACCUGGCCCUAAAUGCCACGGUUUUGGAUGGCAUAAUUGAUGCCCUGGUGACCCACCUGUUCGAUCUGGUCUGCGUCUAUCCGGACUACGAGAAGCCCCAGACUGUCAAGGGUCACUACGAGGUGCUGCGCUGCUUCCACCUGCUGGCCGGCCAUCAUCCCUACUCCACCCGGAUCAUGGACACCCUGCUGAUUCAUCUGCGGAACAACAGCGAACGGGAGCGGAUGAAGUCCCUGCUGAUACUCACCCAUCUGCUCAACUCCUGUGCGGGCAACAUAGUAAACCGGAUUCCGGCCAGCAUUGAAUGCCUGAAGCAACUGAUCCUAAGUGAAAGGGGAAUCAAAAUGAAGCUCACCCUGCUGAAAACCAUCGUUGCCCUCGCCCAAAAGUCCUACAUACGGGACAAGGAGUUUGUGUGGUUCGUGGUGCGGCACAGUUGCCGAUACUCCAAGCCGAGCCAGGAGCAUGGCAGCCUGGAGGAGCACUCGAAUCUGGUCCUCAGCUGCGAGAACACCCUGUACAUGCUGGCCUCCACGGUGGGCACUUUGGAUGAGCUGCUCAAGAGGGAGCUGCUGAACUACCUCAUCCUCCUGGACUACACGGAUAUUUGCGGGAAUCUCGCCAAGUGCUUGGCCAGUUUGUUUGCCAAAUCCCCGCAUAUAGAGUACGAUUUAGCUGGCGAGGAUGCGGCCACGGAGCAGGCCACAGCAGAUGGAGCCGCUGGCGAUGAUCGCAGUGUGAUUAAGCGCGGCAAGGUGAUGGUCCCCGGGGCCGAGACAAUUUACGCAAGGUGCCUGGCCCUCCUGGGCAACCAGCAGUGCAUCAAGCGCUGCUCGAAUAUCCUCAGUUUCCUGCGCUACUACCAUCCCCAGGUGAAUCCCGCGCUGGAGGAACUGUGGGAGCGAAGGAUUCCCGAUCUGCUACUGCAGAUCAACAGGGAGAGUGCCUACCGCCAGCUGCUGCACGACUUUUUGCUGGAAACGAAUGAGUUCUUGGGCGGAUUGGAUGAGCACUUUGCCCAGCGGCUGACCAGUAAGUUGGCGGACCAGAUGUACUUGUAUCCCAUGCAGCUACCCCACUCCGAGUGGCACUUGCCCGAUCUGAGCUCCGAGAGAGGCAUGCUGCUCCAAGCGGUGGCCCUAACCCUGCUCCAGGUGACCGAUGUGGCCUGCAUCCACACCAAGAUCGAUCUCAUUGUGACGAGCGCCAAGCAGGAGCGAUUGGACAAGCAUGUCAAGCAAGCAGACUACGAGAAGCGAAUAGAACCCUGCGCCAGAGCUCUGGGCUAUAUAUCCCGCCAGCACUUGGGCCAUCUAGUCAAGAAGCUAACCGAACUGGCCCAAGUUGGUGGGCGGAAACACUCCACGGGAUUCUUUAGCAAUCUGCACUUCAUCAAGGACACGCACAAGGAGCUGGAGAACUACAAAAGCAACCUGCUCGUGGUGAAGGCCUUCGGUCGCAUCAUGGAAGAAGCCGAUCCACUGCAAUCCAUCCAGCACCUGGAUGAAGACGACACCUUGCUGGGCUUCCUCAUCCAACAGCUGGCCGUGCACAAGGACCAAACGAUCAUGUCGGCCAUCCUGCAGACGCUGCUCAGCAUCUGCAACCAGUUGAUAGCCACCAAGGAGCAGCUGCCGGCGCCUCUGCGCCACCGCAAGCAGAUCAUGGAGACGGUCUUCAGCAUCCCCAUCGAGGCGCCCUUCAACGACCUGCCCCUGCUGCCCACCAUCCUCAAGCUGGGCACAGACUUUAUACGAAUAGGUGGUCCCGAUACCGAGGAGUGCGUGGACGGUGGCGUGAUAUUUGAGAUCGCCUGUCGCAACUUUUUCGGCUGCGCGCAGCAGCUGAAGAUGAAGUUCGACUCGCAGGAAGAGGAUGAGCGCAACAGCUUCCUGGCCAAGCACCUGAACGAAUCGCUGCCGCAGCUGAACGCUUUGGUGCGGGCCAUCGUCGAGUUGGAUGCCUCGCCGGCCACGCUGGACCUGAUCAUUGGCAUACUGGAGGGCUGGACACGGGAUCGCAACUCCGAGGUGCGCAUUUGCGCCAGCCACGUCUUUAACAACACUUUGGAGGUAUACAUCAAGGCGAUGAAAAUUGGCUGCGAAGCCCCAUCGAAGUUCAAUCAGACGGGUCAGAUGCUGGGCAAGAUUGUGCCCAGGUGCAUCGACUCGAACGGCACGGUGCGUCAGGUGUCCGUGGAGAUCCUGCAGAAGACGCUGGAGAUUGCGUGCAUCUACGAGACGCUGACGAUAGCCAGCAUUGAUAGCACUGCCGACUGGCUGAAGGAGAUCGAGGCCAUCAAGGAGCACAUCAUCACCGAUGAGCCCAAGCAGAUAUACAACCUUGCCGGCGACAUUGCCAAGAUCAUUGCGCUGCGCAUCUCCAGCUUCCAGUACCUGCAGUUCUGCAAAACCCUGCUCCAAUCGCUGCGUGAUCCCGAGCAGAGUUCCACCAUCGGUGCCAGUGUUGUGCUGAAGUUCUUCAUCCAGCAGAAGGGUUCAGAGCUAUUCCAUGCGAUCCCCGACCUGGUGCGCGACAGUUUGCUGGCCCUGCAGGUGUGCGAGGUGCCCAGGGCCAAGUCCGGAGUGCUCAAAGCUCUGGUGGCCCUCACCAAGCACCAUCCCAAGUUGGUUUGCGCCGAAAUGCUGGCCCAGCCGCUGCCGUAUGACUCCAAUCUUGUGGAGUACUGGCACCUGGUCUGCAACGAUCCCGAGCUGACGGGCCUUACAUUGGACAACUUCCUGCAGCUGCUGAGCGGGGCCUCUCUGCAGGAAGGUGGUCAGGAGGCAGCCUUAUCCGAGCGUCAAAAACUGGCCAGCGGUCAGCCGUUUGCUAUUUUCUGCGCCCUGCACGAGAUGCUGCCCUGCAAGGACAUCAAGGGGCAACUGGAGACCCGCUUUGCGGACAUGUUCUGCAUGCUGCUGACUUCCCUCAGCAGCUACACCAAUUUGGCUGCUCCGAAUCCGGUGAACGCCUCAAUAAGCCCCAAUCAGACGCAGUCGGGCAAAACCAAGUUCGGCUUCGUGCCGAACAAGGAGCUGGUCAAGCUUAAUCCCUGCCAAAUAGCGCUGGAAACGUUUCAGGCCUUUUUAACCAAUCUGGAAAUGGAGCAGAUUGCCAGCGUACUGACUGUGAACACCAAACUGGCGAGCAGCGCGGAUUGGCACAAUUACAUCGAACUGCUGACCCCCAUGGCCAUUGGAUUGGGUCAGCAGCUGCAGCUGGGGAGUCCGCAGAUGAGGCAGCUGGUCAACUCGCUGAGCAAGUAUGUGGCUUCUCCGCACGACGGCCAAAGGGUGGCCGCUGUGGGCCUCUUCUCCCGCUUGGUGCCACUGAAACCCACCGGUGAGCUAGCUGCGUCCAUAUUACUCCACCUGGGAGCAGCACUAUCCGAUCCCAAUGCGGUAGUGCGGGGUCUCAGCAUCCAGGGCAUGGGUUACGUGGGCCAAUUGGGGGAAAAGGAAGCGAAGCGUUAUUCGGAGACAGCCAUUGGAGCAUUACUUAAAGGUGUCGACGAUCCGGUGGGCGACUGUCUGAUCAACAUUCCGCUGGAGAGCAUGCGCGGCCUGUCCGGGAUCCUGCGAGCGCUGCCCAGCGAGCGGGUAGAGUCCUUCCAUGUCUCCCUGGCAAUACGCAUUCGUCCGUUCCUCGGAAACUAUGCGCUGGAGAUGCGCGAGGCCGCGAUCCAAUUGUUUGGCGACAUAUGCGAGGGCAAGCACGACGAUGGCAGCAGUUCACCCAAUUCCUCGAUGGAGGCGCUGAGGGAGCAGCUCAUCGCUAAUCUCUUCCCGCUGCUCCUUCAUCUCAGCGAAAGCGAAGCGGCCAUUGUGGCAGCCUGCCGGGGAACCCUGCAGCGGGUUUGCCGCCUCCUGCCCGCUCCAAAAGUCGUGGAGAUGGCCCAACAACAGUUGGGCGAGGAACGGGGUCACCAGCUCAACUACAGCAGCUUUGUGCUGGAAUUCGUCAAGUUGAUUGCACUGGAGCUAACCGAACACAUUCAGGAUUUCAUUGAAUCGUGCCUGCCGCAGCUGCGUAGCCAGUGGCCGGAGGUGCGUGGCAGUGCGGCCAUUGUGAUUGGCAUCCUGCACAACUUUCUCAGCGAACGAAACGUGCAGACGGAGACUGUAGCCAGCAAGAUCGCCGUGCUUCUCAAGGACGAACAGGCGCUGGUGCGGGUGAAGGCGGCAACCGCCCUGGGAUACUUCUAUGGCGACGUCUAGGACAACAUCAUGGGGACCAACUCGAUUAACUAUAUGUCCGACUAUAUUGUGUGUUUGUAAAUUAUGACUUAGUAUUUGCUCCAAGUGUGAUCCCGUUGCCUCAGCAAUCGUUCCCCAUAUUAUGUUUGAUAUUUAACUCUUUGUUUUGUUAUGUAAUCGAAAGUCACGUUAUAUACUAUUCUAUAUAUAUAUAUACACAUACCAUUAAUUAUAUAUUAAUAUUCAAGUUUGUGCGGAGCGUUUUGCAGCUUUAAGACAGUUGUGAGUGAUAAGAAAUCGUAUUCUAUAGAAGACUUAGUUACGGACAAUAAUCACUUCUCAAUGUACUGAGUCUAUUCAAAAUUACCUCGGCUUUUUGAGGUUUAUUAAAGUUUAAAAAAACUAUGAUUCCACAGAAAAUAUGUGAUUUUGCUAGUUCUUUUGCCUAAAAUUUGAUUGUAUUCCAUGGAGGAACUAAUAUAUUUAUAAAUCCAUACAAAUUUAAUCAGAUAUUUUAAUUAAAAGUUUACAAAACUUACAACCGAUUGUUGGACCAAUUUUAAGAUAAUAAAUUACACUAUUAGGAAAUGUUCUUGAAAUGAUUCAACAACCUUAAAGGUGUAAAACGCUUUGUACAGUUCAAUCGAAUGUGGAAAAGCAAAGAGAGGAUUAUGGCGGUGUGGUAAGAGAGAUGUUUAACAAUUUGUUCAUUUUAAUAAGUCAAUUACCUACCACAUUUAAAAUAUAUUUUGUGCCCCACAUCCUCAUACCUUUGGAUUUAACUCAAUCCACCACCAUUGAUGGAUUCCAAAACAAGGCUAUCCUGUUUAUCUGUGUAUUAACGCUUACAAAAACCAAAUCAAAUAAAAUAUUACAAUGAAAACCCA
Molecule: messenger RNA, 6233 nt
Organism: Drosophila rhopaloa
Lineage: Eukaryota; Metazoa; Arthropoda; Insecta; Diptera; Drosophilidae
Gene: c11.1
Product: maestro heat-like repeat-containing protein family member 1
Exons: 9
Coding region: 130-5367 (1745 amino acids)
Cellular component (GO): cytoplasm
Source: RefSeq, a predicted model, not a curated record